Molecule: messenger RNA, 1278 nt
Organism: Cyanidioschyzon merolae strain 10D
Lineage: Eukaryota; Rhodophyta; Bangiophyceae; Cyanidiales; Cyanidiaceae
Exons: 1
Coding region: 1-1278 (425 amino acids)
Cellular component (GO): cytoplasm
Source: RefSeq, a predicted model, not a curated record
AUGGAUUCCAAGCUUGCUUUCCUUGUGAAGCUUCCAGUGUUACCUGGGUCGUCGCUUGCGGGCGCACCGCGUUCGGCACGGUCGCUCGGUCUCUGUUUGACCACUCGAUCAGGAGACGUGGCGUAUGCCGCGGAGAAGCCUGUGCUGCUCGCUGGCCGCAACGGUGGCGUGCAACUGCGAGUACCACUUGGCCUGGGUGCUUGGUCUUUCGGUGAUCGGUUUUACUGGGGCAGCUCUUCCGAGGAAGACAAUACGGAUGCGGUGCGGGAAAGCUUGCGAAACGGGGUCACGCUCAUCGAUACCGCGGAGGUGUACGGUACACCUCCGGGGCGCUCCGAGCAACUUGUGGGACGCAUCGGUCGCCAAGUGACGGAAGAGGUUCUCGCAAAUGCCGGUCCUGACUCGCCGCUCCCCGAAAUAAAUGUUGCCACCAAGUACGCUCCCUUUCCUUGGCGAACUGCCGGCUUAUCGCUGAACCUGCUGGGAUGGCUCAGUCGACCGCAGCGCCGGGAAACGGUGCGUCGAUCUGUGCUGGGAGCACUGCGAGCUUCCAUGCGCCGUCUCGGUCUUGAAAACAUCGACCUGUACCAGCAGCACUGGCCUGCGUUUGUCGGCGAAAACGACGAACCCAUCUGGGACGCCCUCGCCGAGGCCUACCACGAAGGCCUCAUCCGAUGCGUGGGUGUGAGUAACUUCAGCCCCAGUCGCCUUCUGAAAUGCGAUACGUAUCUCCGCCAAGUCCACGAGGUGCCCUUGGCCUCAAAUCAGGUGCAGUGGAGUCUCCUGCACCGAGACCCGGAGACGGUGCGGUGCCUGGGUGCCACCGACGAUCGAACGCUCUGCGAAAUCUGCGCAGAUCGCGGCAUUCAGAUUCUAGCAUAUUCGCCGCUGGCUCAGGGCCUGCUCACCGGUCGAUAUCGGAAAGGACGUCUGCCAUCUGGCGUGAGAAAACGACUCGCUGCGUCCCUUGUGGAACGCGUGGAUGUUCUGCUCAGCGAGAUGGAGCGGAUCGCUGCGAAGCGCCAGGUCUCGCUUGCGGCAGUCGCUUUGAACUAUGUCAUCACUGCAGGCGAGAUGCGUGCCGCUGGGGAGAAACCGACGAUAGCCAUACCUAUUCCGGGAGCGAAAAACGCCUGGCAAGCUCAACAAAAUGCACAGGCGUUGGGCUGGCGCCUUGACUUGGAUGAAAUGACGAAGCUGAGGCGUGCUGCUGAUCAAGUCGAUGCGAAACUGCCCUCGAUUCCGCUCGCUCGGGAGUCGAAUCGACGAGGUUUAUAA